AGAUCUGCAAGAUGUCUUUCUCGGCAGCCCCUCGCGGGAUCCAGCCUCUGUCCGAGCUGGAUCUUUCUUGGGCUGGCGUCGCCCCCACCCCAGGGCUCCCCUAUUCCCGUCCAGUUGGGGGGGGGGGACUUCUCCAUCAUUUUUGCAUCAUUCUUGCUCAGAAAGAAUAAGAAAGGGCAACCCCACCCGGGCAUAUGGCCCCCCACCUCUUCUUAUUCCUGCCCCCCAAAACGUGCUGGUUAGCUACGUGGUGCAUUGCUGCCUGGUGUACAAGUCUUAAAGGGACAGGAUCCUGCCCGGGCAAGAAAAAGGAAAAGGAAAGAAUUACCGGCCGUUUCCUCUCCUCCUACCACGAAGUGCACCUACGUACAACCCUCUUUCCUCCCCCGCCCCCGCCAAUAUCUCAACCCCGGAACCUGAGUGGCUUUUCCUGCCUUUUUCCUCGGCCGCCGGACUCGAUCUUGGGAUCUGAUUUUCCCGGGCCGGGCGGGCGAGUUUCCUCUCCGAAGAGUUAAGCCUCGGGGCUGCGUUUUGCACGGCGUAGACAUCACGGGCCGCGGAGACGUCGCGCGGGGGGAGCCCCGCUGGGCAGGAAACCUCCGGAGCGAGUGGAUUUGCAAGUUGUGUUUGAUUGUUUUAAUUAACUGGCAGAAAAAAGGGAUAACAACAACUCCCGUACAGCCCUUUUGUAAGAAGCGAAGCUAGAGAGUCAAGUCAGGUUGCACUAGUUAAUUGUUAACAUUUAAGACGGUUUUACUUUCGAACAGGGAAAAAAAGAAAGUAGGCUUUAAAUCUGGGAUACUCGGUGCAAAUGUCCAAACAGCCUUCCCCCUCGAGACUCCCGCGUGUUAAAAUGCUAGCUGAAAGACAGAGGAAUGGGUUCUUUAGGCCCGCGUCUAAUUGCAAGAAAAAGGAGGGUCCUUCCACCCUUGUAUCAGUGCUUUUGUCCCCCUAAAACAGUUCAGCGUAAGCUUCUGUCUCUUGUUAGUUCCCAGACAAACAUUGUGGCUUUAAUACUUUUGCUUUAUAGAUUCGGAGGAUAAUCUGAUGGCAGAGCCUAAUUGCAACAUUUGCAGUUUUCUGCAGCAUAUUCAGUAAAUUCACUAAAUGUGAAUACAUCCAGGCUUCGUGCUGCUGUUGCGUUCUUCUCUGCCACUGGAUAUCCUUUACUUUGUUUCCAUCUUGUUGGAUGAAGAGACCCGCAGAACCCAAAAAUUAUUUAUUAAGCAUACUUGCAUUAAGUUUAAUAAAAGAAUUGGCCUAGUGUAAGAUUUGGUAUUUAUGUGCAAAUCAGACUCUGCUUAUGUGCAUACUUACUUGUUUUUAUUUACAUAUUCAGUUAUUAUUGAAAGGCAAAAGAGUUUCUCUGGAAUGUACCUAGACAUUGCCCAGCUCAGAGGUGGAAGAUUUCCCUGCAUGAAGAAACAUUGUGUCUCAGGGAAGAGUUAAGCUUACUUUCUGCAUACAAGCUGCGUUUGCACAUCUGCUUAACCAGAUCAAGUAAACACACAGCAAGUGUAUUUGCUUAGUAUGCUAGUUUGAUUAGUGUUAUUUUUUGUUUUUGUUUUUGUGGAAUAACGUGCAAAUCCAGCCUUUGGGUUAAUUUCUGAGUCAUUAUGUUGUACAAACCCAGAAUAUGGGUUUAUUCAAUAACCAGGUUAGAUAUAUGGUGUGAAUGUCAUGAGUUUUAAAUCCUCCGGUUUUAAUGUCUAAUUUUGCUCCACUGUGUAUAUCCACUGGUUGAAGCUAGUUCUUUGGACAUAUUAUGGUUAAGUAGAAAAAUAUCUGUUAUUAACCUUAACCUUUAUUAAGGGAAGGGUUACGACUGAAAUGGCAAAAUACAUUUUAUAAGAAUACCAUUUUGCAGAAUGUAAUGUGUGGGUAAUUGGAUGUAAGUACUUUAUUCCUAGCUGAAAAUGUUCCUGGAAUGGCUUAGGUGAGAUCAAGUAGAAUAAUAAUAAUAAUAAAACCCAGGCUUAUAAUCUAAAUGACUGCUUUCUCCAAUCUUGUGCUCUCCAGUUGUUGUGGAUUCGAUUUCCAUAAUUCACAACCUUUAGCCACAGUGGUUGAGUAUUAGAGGAGAUGAAGCCCGGGGGAUCUAGGGAAGGCUGCAGUGAGAAAAAAAAUAAGAAAAUAGAAAAAAGGGAUGAGGAAGAAGAUGGAAGAAUAUAGAGAGAAAACGUGGUCAAUUCUUCAAUUAAAUCAACUAAAUUAAAUUAAUUUAAUUCUUAAUUAAGUUAAAUUGAUUGAUUAAUUAAUUAAACUCUUGGGCCGGGAUUGCUACUCAGAAGUAAGUCCUGUUAAGCAGCAUGGAUCUUCACAUAGUGCGCUUAGAAUUGCAACUGUUUUUUGUAGUUUUAUUUAAAAAUCAAGCCGGGAGACCCCAUCCAGAUCUGAUUUCCAGGUAUCCUUCUUUUCUUUUAGCUGUUCUUGUGCCUUCGAGUGACAUGUCCAUGGAUGUAACGUUUUUGGGGACAGGGGCUGCGUACCCGUCUCCAACGAGAGGGGCCUCAGCUACAGUGGUCCGUUUUGAAGGAGAAUGCUGGCUGUUUGAUUGCGGCGAGGGAACGCAGACACAGUUCAUGAAAAGUCACCUGAAAGCAGGAAAGAUUACCAAGAUUUUUAUAACUCAUCUGCAUGGGGACCAUUUCUUUGGCCUUCCUGGACUCCUGUGUACAAUCAGCCUGCAGUGUAGUCCUGACCCCAACAAGCUGCCGGUGGAUAUUUAUGGGCCCCUUGGGCUGAAGGAUUUUCUCCAGAGAACCAUGGAGCUUUCUCGUUCUCAGCUCGUUUUCCCUUAUGUUGUCCAUGAACUGGUUCCCACUUCCAACCAGUGCCCUGCAGAAGAAUGGAAGGAAGUGUUUUCCAUGAACAGAGAGGAGGUCAGCUCUCUAGAGCCACAGGGAGACACUAUUUAUCUGAAUCCUGCCGAGGACUCAUACUUCUUGAUGGACAACGGACCCGUCGUGAUAAAGGCUUUCAGAUUGUUUCAUCGUAUACCUUCCUUCGGGUUUCUGGUGGAAGAAAAGCCGCGGACUGGCAAACUCAACGCUCAGAAAUUGAAGGAAUUAGGGAUUCAACCAGGCCCAUUAUAUGGAAAAUUGAAAGAAGGUGUUCCAAUUACUCUGGAAAAUGGGACAAUCAUUUCUCCUGUGGAUGUCUUAGAAAGCCCUUUUCCUGGAAGAAAAAUUUGUAUUUUAGGAGAUUGCUCUGGUGUUGUUGGAGAUGGAAUUUCGACUCUUUGCUCUGAAGCCGAUAUCUUGGUUCAUGAAGCUACGCUGGAUGACAGCCAGAUGGACAAGGCCAAGGAGCGUGGUCAUAGCACUCCAAAAACGGCAGCAGAGUUUGCCAAACUGUGCAAAGCAAGGAAGUUGGUCCUCUCUCAUUUCAGUCAAAGGUAUAAGCCAGCGAAUCAGAUAGGUGAAGGAGACGCCGACGUCACGGAGCUGAAGAAGCAAGCCGAGCUAGUUUUGAAUGGACAAGAUGUUGUAUUAGCAGAGGAUUUUAUGACUAUUAGUAUUCCAGUUAAAAAGCAAAAAUAGGAUUACUGGACAACAAAAAAGAAAUUAAUUGGUGGGUAGGCUAAAACUCCAGCUGUGACUUGCUUUCAGGUGAUAUUCUUGGAAGAGGCUGAAGGAAGCCCUAUUUGAAUUAUGAUGGGCCCCUUGUUAUGAACGUUGGUUCUUUAUUGCAUCACAUAUUUCUGAUGCAUUUGUAAUGUUGACUUGGAUUAAAUGUGCCUUAUGUGCUAGGCCUUUGCAAGAGCAAUGCCUUCCUCGUAAGGCAAACUCUACAUGCAUUAUCUAUUUGGAAUUGAAUGAAUGAAAGAAGGCUGCAAUUUUUUACAUGCUUAUCUCUAUUUGGAAUUGAGGACUUCAUGAAUGAAGAUUGCAGUUUUUUACCUGCUUAGGAAUACUUGAGAAUAAUUGAAGUUGUAGAUAGAAAAUAUGCUUUGAGGAAACAUGCACAGGACUAUAUUCAGUUGAGAGACCAAUAGAAGCGAAUAUGUGUAGCUCAGGGUUGAACUGUGGAGUCCUUGGGGUUCUCUGAGCUUGGUUGUU
Messenger RNA from Python bivittatus (Burmese python), 4061 nucleotides. RefSeq names its product elaC ribonuclease Z 1 (gene ELAC1). Gene Ontology annotation, cellular component: nucleus. The record is from RefSeq and is a predicted model, not a curated record. Lineage: Eukaryota; Metazoa; Chordata; Lepidosauria; Squamata; Pythonidae. Gene Ontology annotation, molecular function: 3'-tRNA processing endoribonuclease activity.